GUGUGAAGAAUGGGGUAGAACCCUGAGCCCAAUCCCGAGGCCCCCACCUCACUCCCUGAUACAUGAGGAAAUGGAUGAACAGAAGAUCCUAGAACUCAUCAACAAGAUGAUGGAGCUGCUGACUGGAGAGGUUCCUAUAAGGUGUCAGGACGUGGCGGACUAUUUCUCCAUGGAGGAGUGGGAGUAUGCAGAAGGACACAAGGAUCAGUAUAAGGAUCAGGUCAUGAUGGAGGAUCAGCAGCCCCUCACAUCACCAGUCAGAUCCAGGAAGAGAACAGCACCAGAGAGGUGUCCCCGUCCUCUUGUAGAACAGAAUAUGGAGGUCAUUACUACAUGGAAAGAUCUGGACUAUAUUAAUGCUACAGACAUAAAGAAAGAAGAGACAGAUUUGAGCAGUGAUGAUAAGUAUAAGGAGGACAUUCCUACAGGGGAAGAUCUGAUCUAUAUUAAUGCUCCAGACAUAAAGGAAGAAGAAGAGACAGAUAGGAGCAGUGAUGAGCAGUAUAAGGAGGACAUUCCUAUAGGGAAAGAUCUGAUCUAUAUUAAUGCUCCAGACAUAAUAGUAAAAGUAGAAGAAGAGACAGAUGUGAGCGGUGAUGAGCAGUAUAAGGAGGACAUUCCUAUAGGUAUCCGCCCAGAUUCUUGUAGCAGGAGAUCAGAGGAGAAUCUUAUAUCUUCAGAUUAUAAAGCAGAUGAUGAUAUCACACAAGAUACAUAUGAAGAACAUUCCAUUAUCCCAGAUACACCCUCAGCCCUUCACAGCCAAGAUCUGUCAUCUCAUCCUUAUAUACAGGUCCUGUCUUCUCAGUCAUCACAGGAUGUUCAGAAAAAUAAAGGUCAUAGAAGGUGUGUUGGACAUCAACGAGCUCAUACAGGAAAGAAAACAUAUUCAUGCUCAGAAUGUGGGAAAUGUUUUACUCAGAAAUCAAGUCUUGUAGUACAUCAGAGAACUCAUACAGGAGAGAAGCCAUUUUCAUGUUCAGAAUGUGAGAAAUGUUUUACUGCUAAAUCAGAUCUUGUUAGACAUAAGAGAAGUCACACAAGAGAGAAGCCAUUUGUAUGUUCACAAUGUGGAAAAUGUUUUACUCAGCAAGCACAUCUUGUUGCACAUCAAAUAACUCACUCAGGUGAGAAGCCCUUUCCAUGUUCAGAAUGUGGGAAAUGUCUUACUCGGAAAGCACAUCUUGUUAUACACCUACAGAAAUGUCUGUUACGCAAAAUGCAAAUAGAAUCCAAAUAACACAUCUGU
Messenger RNA from Hyla sarda, 1249 nucleotides. Its product is annotated as oocyte zinc finger protein XlCOF7.1-like. Gene Ontology annotation, biological process: regulation of transcription by RNA polymerase II. Bases 71 to 1240 code for a protein of 389 amino acids. The transcript is spliced from 4 exons. NCBI's taxonomy places the organism in Eukaryota, Metazoa, Chordata, Amphibia, Anura, Hylidae. Gene Ontology annotation, molecular function: DNA-binding transcription factor activity; RNA polymerase II cis-regulatory region sequence-specific DNA binding. The record is from RefSeq and is a predicted model, not a curated record.